This is a messenger RNA of Penicillium cosmopolitanum, 627 nucleotides long. Its product is annotated as GNAT family N-acetyltransferase. Gene Ontology annotation, molecular function: acyltransferase activity, transferring groups other than amino-acyl groups. NCBI's taxonomy places the organism in Eukaryota, Fungi, Ascomycota, Eurotiomycetes, Eurotiales, Aspergillaceae. Bases 1 to 627 code for a protein of 208 amino acids. The record is from RefSeq and is a predicted model, not a curated record. The transcript has a single exon.
AUGGCCUCAGAAUCCGCCCCAUUCCCGGCGGGCUUCAACAUCUCCACCUCGCGACUACACAUCGUCCCUUUCGACCCCGCUAAUCAAACACACGCGGAAUUUCUAGUCCAACUCUGGAACACAGAAGACUUCAUCAAUUCCUGCGGUCGAACAUCUAUCUCAACUCCUGAAAAGGCGUCAAAUUUCAUCCGACAGCGUGUUCUCCAGCAAUAUUCAGUCAACCAAUAUGGCAUGUUUCUGGUAUCACUCAAGGAAGGAGAAAAUGUCACUCUUUCUCCCAUAGGCACCGUGUCACUCAUGAAAGGUGCACCCCCAGACCCGCAUUUUUUGGCCCCAGACAUCGGGUUUGCUGUCCUGCCCAAGCACAGUGGCAAAGGAUACGCUGCGGAAGCAGCAAAGGGGCUUCUCGAAUGGGCGCAUACUGAUUGUGGGGUUGAGGGUGCGUUUGGAUUCUGCGACCCGUCAAAUCGACGUAGUCGUAAGGUUCUACAAAAUAUUGGGAUGGAGUUCAAGGGGACCGCAGAGUUGCAAGUCUUUGGAGGGAAGAAGAGUGCUGUAUAUGCCUUGCCUGAGAUGGGCGAUGACCUGGCAGUUUACGGACUUGCGGAACCACUCUCGCCAGAAUGA